Molecule: messenger RNA, 1587 nt
Organism: Cyprinodon variegatus (sheepshead minnow)
Lineage: Eukaryota; Metazoa; Chordata; Actinopteri; Cyprinodontiformes; Cyprinodontidae
Product: DEP domain-containing protein 1B-like
Exons: 9
Coding region: 14-1288 (424 amino acids)
Biological process (GO): signal transduction
Source: RefSeq, a predicted model, not a curated record
CAGGUUCCCCACAAUGUCUCCCCUCAAGUCCCUUCCAACAAGACCUUCAUGGAGAGACGGCAGCGAUCUGCCCAGACUCAUCCGCUGGGAUGACUAUGAGGAACUGCCUCAGAGAGAAAACGUCGCACCUCAGAAGUCUGCAUUACUGACUUCAGACUUGUGGAAUAAAAGACACAGUGUUGCUAUUGGAGAUGUGGAUGAAUGCAAGCUGAUACGUAGGAGGGAAGUGACUUCUAAACAAGUGGACCACAUCUGGAAAUCAAUGACUAUUACACAUUUGCAGAAAGUUCUGGGCUUGAAGACUCUGGAUGGAGUUUUAAACCCAGCACAUGUGAAUGGCAGGCACAUUGUUCACAAUAUCUUCAAUGUUAAUAAAGCAGGUUUAGUUGUGCUGGAGAACCAAGCUGAGGACAUGCCAUAUUGGGUGAUCUCAGCUAUGAGGUGCCUUGCAAAAUGGCCUGAUGGAAAUGAUGCCAAACAGCCACUAUACCCAGGUUUUGAGCGAGAUGUUUUGAGAACAGUCGCAGAUUAUUAUCAGAGACUAAAAGAGCCCUUGCUGACCUUCCAUCUAUAUGAGGUCUUUGUCAACAUCCUCAGCUUGUUACAAGAGCAGGAGAACGCCACUGAAGCUCUUCAGGUCAGCUGCCUGCUGCUGCCGCCGCCCAACCGGAGACGGCUCCAGCUGCUGUUGCGCCUCAUGGCUCGGGUCUGCCACAAUCCUCACCUGCCUCCACUUAAUGACGCCAUUGCUACUCGAACACUGAUGGUGCAGAUGUUCUCUCCCUGUGUCCUGGGCUCCGCCGAUGACAUGGACCUGGAUGAGCUGCUUGCUACCAAACUGGUGACCUUUAUGAUGGAGCAUCACAACAUCAUCUUCCAAGUGAAUACCAAGCUGCGAUGUCAGGUGGAGGAGCAUCUGUCACAUUUAAAAAGAGCUCAGAUCAAAUAUGCAGGCUCGGAUACAGAUUUCAGUGCAUCCCCGGCUUUCUGCAGACAGAUUAAGAGGGUGGACUGUGAGGAGCAGAAGGUAAUAGGUACGCAGAUCCCCCUGCAACAACUGUUAGAAGGCCUGAUUGCAGACAAAGAACUCCCUGCUAAAGACAAAAGGAAAAGACUCAAACAGUUCCAGAAGUCUUACCCAGAGGUGUACCAAAAGCGAUUUCCCACUGAGGAAAGCAAAGCUGCUGUCAUUCCUGAGAAACCCCCCCGGCUUAAACCUCAUCUCAUGUUUUUAAACCUCAAGAAACCGUUCCCACCUUUCCAGAGAAGCUGGAGUUUUAGGGCAUGAAAUGACGCUCUUUGUGCUUCACCCUUAAAACACGUCUAAACCUCAUUUACACAAGUGUAGCUGUAAUGGUAGACUGCUGACAAUUUUGGUACUCUUUUUAACAUUAUAGUUUUAUUAGACAAGUCAAAGUAUGCACUACUGUUGGACUCAAACCCUUUUUUUAAUACCAUAAAAUAAUCUCAAGGGAUCCUCACCUUUCUACAUAAUCUGUUAUAGCAUAUGAGCAUUAACACAUAUCAACCUUUCAAACUAUUAACACUUGAGUGGUGAACAGAUCUUUCUUGGUUUUAAGGGAAAUG